GCUGUCCACAACACAGCUAUUGACCACACACGGCUUAACCAGCUAGACCUGGGGCUGGUGGCCAAAACAAAAGGACUGGCUUGAUUGCCUCUCUUUUCUUCGCUCCUUACCGACUCUACCAGUUUUCCAUUUCGCUCUCUCGGCCACUGACUCGCGUUCGUGUCAAUCUCUUUACCUUCUUAUGGUAGUGGCAUCCAUUCGCAUCUGAACAUAUCGACAUUCGUUUGAUUCCCUCCUGGAGUCUUCCGGCCUCUGGAACUCUCUGGUUGCUUACGCUGUAUGCGUGAUUUGCAAUCCUCCGCUCUUUCUUUUCUAUGUCCCGUGGGCCCUCCUGCCAUUUCGUGCUCGCGUGCGCGUUCUCUCUUCCUCGUCUUUAUUUUUGCUGCACUGCAUUUCCCUCUUCGUUUUCAUUCAUCUGCUUUCUCUAUUUCUUCAUAUCAAUCUCUAUCUCAACCGGGUCCAGAUGCAAUGAGACAGGACAGCUUAGCAAUCCGCUAGUAUUUCAUUCCAUUGAAUGAAAUAAUGCCGUUUUUCAAGGACCUCCGUCGCCGUUCAAAGGCAACUUUCACCUUGACCCCAUCUGCCGCCUCACUCAAUCCCAAUGACGAUGUGUUCCCUGACAAAUUGUCCUCUAAUCUCGAUUCCCCGACCGCCAGUUUGCAUAGCUCCCCUAUUUCUUUUCUCAAAAGCAACAGUAUCGAUCUACCUUCCCCACAUCUACCCAUCCUCACCAAGUUGAACACGAACGGAUACGCGACGCAAGUGGCACCUCCUCAGAGACCUGUUCCAAUUGGAUCCCCCUCAACCCCCCGGGGCAGUACUACAAACGGUAGCCUUCUUUCUCCAACCAAUUCCGGAAGAGGGCCGGCGCCCGCGCCUCUAUAUGCUCCGAGGGUUUUUUCUAUUUCCGAUAACUCCUGGGUCCACCAAAAAAUCCUUUUGAUUUAUGGUCAGAUUGGAGACGCGCGACAACACUCCAUGGAUGGAAACUUAACCGUUUAUCAUCCCCAAGAUUCGUUCCCUCCCACCACCUGGCCUGUCUAUGAAUCGCACUUCAAGGCUUUGAUUCAUCUUGUCCCGGGCCCGAAUAAACUACGGCUUGAAUUCACACCCUCGAGAAUUCAGAAUCCAAUGUCCCACUCAUCAUGGGUGAAUAUAAACUAUUUACCAUUGAUAAACUCUCCUCCCCUCCAGCUAGCAAUUGUACUGGGGAGCGAUUCUGAUGGUCAUUUUGAUGCUGCCCCAGAAAGGGUAGCUCGGGAGGGAAACAGUUUGGAUACUGCCAUACGGAAAUUCCGAAUGGCUGCGUAUCUGUGGCAAUCGUUUACUGGGGAACAGAUGUAUCGUAACAAGUUCGGAAGGCGCUGUUUCCGAUUUGAAGAGGAGUGGCAGGCUGGAACAAUAAGCUUACGUGACGCCAAAUCGGAUCAGAUGAGAAACGAGGCUAGAAUACAUAUUAUCCGCUGUGACAGAACCGUUGACGAGCUUAGAAAGCUUGGCGUUGUGCAACAGGAUGGCACUACAUCGGACAGGGGCGAGCUCUUUAACGUUGUACUCGAAGCAGUCAAACGUUAUUUUGGUCCCCAAGAGGGCCAAACGCAAUAUGUCUCGGCACUGCUACUUGAUACCCACUGGGACAAGGGAACCCAGACAAUCACAGGCCAUGUUGCAGCGGGCUCUGUUGAAGAUCAUAUCAAGCUGGCGCUUUUUGGAUCUUAUGCACUGCAAAGCUACCCAGCUGCCAUGGAAGAAGUGGUUGCGGCUUUCACCGACUGCACCCGUACAGAUAUUAAUUUUGUUGCCAAUUAUGGAAAUAAAUGUGGGAGCAAUUGGGAAGCUGCUAACUCUGGAAUCGGUGGUCAUCUCCGUGAAAUCGGCCGUUUAUUUGGCUGUCAUGAUCAGGAUAGCGGCAUCAUGUGUGACGACUCCGUCCCGUUGAAUCGAAGUUUCACCAUUCGAGAACCAUAUUCCACUCGAACAAAGGCACAGGGACUACGACUUUGCCUUGAAGAAGACGAAUGUACCUGGCACAGACUUGAUACCCUUCGAUUUAGAUUUCACCCAUGUUUUCGGUUGCCAAGAGAUUCACCUCUUUGCUCUGAUGACUCCAUCCAAGUAUGGUCUGUCGACAAUGGCAAGGUAUUAGUCACUUCGGCAGCUGGCAUUGCUUUCAUCGAAAUAUACGUCGACGAUGAUGAUCUCUGCAGGUCCUAUAUCGAAUAUGUCGAUGGAGAUUCCGGCAAUAAUGGCAUACCGAAGCAGAUCGAUUUUACCGAAGGCGAAAUUCGCCAGCAUAUUACUGAAAGCAUUAAGAAAAUUAGGAAGAUCAAGCUUGUGAUAUAUUCUGGCGGCCUUAGCACUCAUACGGUUGACGACGUUAGCAAAUUGAACUCCAAAUAUUCGACCGCUAAACUACCUAAUGGACAAGUUGGAUAUAGGGGGAACAAAUUGGGACAAUCUCAAUCCCCCAAUGGCCUUCCAGAACAACUGUUUCUAGAAUGUGCCUUCAUCCAGUCGAAGCUUCUACUUUCCGUGAAAGUUUAUCACAAUGGCUUGAUAUAUGGACUGGAGUUUUGCUACGAAGAUUCAACGAGCCAGGUCUUUGGGAACAGGGACCCUCAGGCUACGUGCAGCGAAUUUGUGUUUGACACUCGCCGAGGUGAAAUUCUAAUGGGAUUUUACGUGAAGACAAGUCAGGAAAUCGAUGGAAUUGGAAUUAUCACGAAUCUUAGCAGGAGAUCUGCAGUAUUCGGUAAUAGCAAUGCUAGAGCUGGCCAUACAUUAAUACCCCCGAGGGGUUACAGUAUUGCCGGCAUAUCCGGAUCCGUGGCAUCUUGCAUUGAAGAAAUUUCACUGAUCAUAACUCGAUGAUCAGUUCUCCUUUCCUCUAUGCAGCUUUCACUAGCCUUCCAUAUUCUAUCAUUUGGUCAUACCAACUACGCCCCCUCCUGUGGGAAAACGUGGUUCGAUAUUUCAAGGACUUCCAUCAGGCAAUUCACACAUUGUCCGAGGAUGCCCAUUCGACCUUGCAAAAAUCGCAAUCGACAUUUGGAGUUCUGUAUCCCCGAAAUAGGCACGAGUAUCGUUCAGACCA
This is a messenger RNA of Histoplasma capsulatum G186AR, 3094 nucleotides long. RefSeq lists its product as uncharacterized. NCBI's taxonomy places the organism in Eukaryota, Fungi, Ascomycota, Eurotiomycetes, Onygenales, Ajellomycetaceae. The transcript is spliced from 5 exons. The record is from RefSeq and is a predicted model, not a curated record. Gene Ontology annotation, cellular component: cytoplasm. The coding region runs from base 523 to 2871 and encodes 782 amino acids.